Sardina pilchardus (European sardine) is the source of this 2270-nucleotide messenger RNA. It is a transcript of the gene ppil4, whose product is annotated as peptidylprolyl isomerase (cyclophilin)-like 4. Gene Ontology annotation, cellular component: nucleus. Gene Ontology annotation, biological process: protein peptidyl-prolyl isomerization. Gene Ontology annotation, molecular function: peptidyl-prolyl cis-trans isomerase activity; RNA binding. The record is from RefSeq and is a predicted model, not a curated record. The coding region runs from base 44 to 1489 and encodes 481 amino acids. Lineage: Eukaryota; Metazoa; Chordata; Actinopteri; Clupeiformes; Clupeidae. The transcript has 13 exons.
CGCGUAUGCGUCACGCGAAGUGACGUCAGACCUCGGAACAAGCAUGGCGGUCCUGCUUGAAACCACACUUGGAGAUAUUGUUGUUGAUUUAUACACUGAUGAAAGACCGAAAACGUGUCUGAAUUUCUUGAAGUUAUGCAAGAUCAAAUUCUACAACUACUGUCUAUUCCACAAUGUGCAGAGAGACUUCAUCGCUCAAACUGGAGACCCAACUGGUACGGGUCGUGGAGGAGAGUCCAUUUUCUGCAAACUCUAUGGGGACCAGGCCCGCUUCUUUGACUCAGAGAAAGUCCCCAGGAUCAAGCACAAAAAGAGGGGCAUGGUGUCCAUGGUGAACAACGGCAAUGACCAACAUGGCUCUCAGUUUCUCAUUACAACAGGGGAGAGCGUGGAUUAUCUGGACGGGGUUCACACCGUGUUCGGGGAGGUGACCGAAGGCAUGGAGGUCCUGAAGAAGAUCAACGAGGCCUUUGUCGACAAAGACUUUGUUCCUUAUCAGGACAUCAGGAUUAACCACACUGUGAUCUUAGAGGAUCCUUUUGAUGAUCCCCCCAACCUGCCUGUUCCCGAUCGUUCUCCUGAGCCCACUAAAAAGCAGUUAGACAGUGGUCGUAUUGGAGCAGAUGAGUCGAUAGAUGACUAUGAGGGCAAGACCACUGACGAGAUGGACGAAAUUCUCAAGGAGAAAGAAGCCAAGACUCAGGCCAUACUGCUGGAGAUGGUGGGUGAUUUGCCAGAUGCAGAUAUGAAACCUCCAGAGAAUGUGUUGUUCGUCUGCAAACUGAACCCUGUCACCACUGAUGAAGACCUGGAGAUCAUCUUCUCUCGCUUCGGAGCCAUAGCAAGCUGUGAGAUCAUCAGAGACUGGAAGUCAGGAGAGUCUCUGUGCUACGCCUUCAUAGAAUUUGAAAAGGAGGAGGACUGUGAAAAGGCAUAUUUCAAAAUGGAUAAUGUGUUGAUUGAUGACAGACGGAUACACGUGGACUUCAGCCAGUCAGUGGCCAAGAUCAAGUGGAAGGGAAAAGGUGGAAAGUACACCAAGGAUGACUUCAAAGCUUACGAACAGGACAACAAGACCAAGCUGGCCAUCAAAGACAAAGCAAAGCCAAAGCAAGACUCUCGGUAUGACCUGGUGCUGGAUGAAGAGGAGGAUGAGGAAGGCGGGAGCCAUCAGGCAUUUGACAAGAAGCAGAAAGAUAAGAAGCAUCACCACCUACACCUGGCUGAUGAUGAAGAUGUCAGAAAGAUGCCUAAGAAACCUAAGGAAAGCGACGAGAGUCGAAGGAACAAGAAAUCGGGUCGUCCGCAUUCCCGCUCCCGCUCCCGCUCCAGGGACAGGGACAGGGACAGCCACCACAAACACCGCGACAAGCACUCGGACCGGCACCGGGACAAGCACCGGCACGAGAGCAGCGACAAGAGCCACAGCCGCCGCCACCGCAGCCGCAGUCGCAGCCCCAGGAGGCCCAAGGAGAAGGAGCGCAGGUGAGGGGGCGGCUGGUGUCCCCUCUCUCCUUCUGGAAGCACCGCACAUAUGCCCCGCACAUGGAAUGCCACCGUACAUCAGUCACUGGCCACCUACAAGUCUGUAUCUCUGCUUGCAUCUCUCUCUCUCUCUCUCUCUCUCUCUCUCUCUCUCUCUCUCUAUCUCUCUUCUCUCUUCUCUCUUCUCUCUCCUCUCCUCUCCUCUCCUCUCUCUCUCUCUCUCUAUCUCUAUCUCUAUCUCUAUCUCUAUCUCUAUCUCUAUCUCUAUCUCUCUUCUCUCUUCUCUCCUCUCCUCUCCUCUCUCUCUCUCUCUCUCUCUCUCUCUCUCUCUCUCUCUCAACGACCAUUUGCUAAUGAGAGCCUCUCAAGUCUCCACAAGUCUCUCUCUCACUCCACUUCUGUGUCUGACUUUAUGAAGGACUGUCAGCCGGAGUAUUAUCACAUCCCUCAGAGAAUGUAUGGCUUUGGCUUUGACAGGUGCUGUCGGAGAAGACAUGGGAAUAAACGAACAACUUCACACACAGGCACAGAACUGCAGUGUGUUUUGCUGGCGAAUAAGAUUUUUAGGUCUUUAGAUCAGUCGUAUCAUUUGUCAUUUGUCAUUCUGGGAAGGUGGUGUUAGUGUAAAAGGAAUCAUGAUCUGAUUUUUGAGAGUGUGUCCUUGUCCGUGUUUGGAGAAGAAUAGUGAAAACUAGUAAUAUGAAAUGAAUUCUCUGUAAAGUACAGUGUUUUCCCUAUGUUUAUUUGAGGCCAAUUAACAUUAAAACACUCAGUGAUUCAUUAAA